AUGGCAGAAGGAGGCUGUGUGCAGGCCGAGGAGGACGACCCGGCUCUGUUCCGGGGCAGCGGCGUCUGCAAGUGGUUCAACGUGAGGAUGGGCUUCGGCUUCCUGUCCAUGAGCAGCAGGGAUGGAGCUCCUCUGCAGACACCGCUGGAUGUGUUCGUCCACCAGAGCAAACUGCACAUGGAAGGCUUCCGCAGCCUCAGAGAAGGUGAGACGGUGGAGUUCACCUUCAAAAAAUCAUCCAAAGGGCUGGAGUCUGUAUGGGUCACUGGGCCUGAUGGAGCACCAUGUCUGGGCAACGAGAGGAGACCAAAGAGUGCUCAGAAACGACGUUCUAAGGGUGACAAAUGCUACAACUGUGGAGGUCCCGGCCAUCAUGCCAAAGAGUGCCAGCUGCCCCCUCAGCCCAAAAAGUGCCACUUCUGCCAGAGCGUUUCCCACAUGGUGGCCAGCUGUCCAGUCAAAGCACAGCAGCAGCAGCAGUCAUCUCUGGGCUCUCCGGGCGUGGCAGCCUCACAGAGGGUGGAGGAAACUCCAACCACCUGCUCUGACGACUCUGAGUGA
This is a messenger RNA of Stegastes partitus (bicolor damselfish), 561 nucleotides long. Its product is annotated as protein lin-28 homolog A-like. Bases 1 to 561 code for a protein of 186 amino acids. The transcript has 4 exons. Gene Ontology annotation, molecular function: mRNA binding; zinc ion binding. Lineage: Eukaryota; Metazoa; Chordata; Actinopteri; Pomacentridae. Gene Ontology annotation, cellular component: nucleus; cytoplasm. Gene Ontology annotation, biological process: pre-miRNA processing. The record is from RefSeq and is a predicted model, not a curated record.